Gossypium arboreum is the source of this 1099-nucleotide messenger RNA. RefSeq names its product probable peroxygenase 3. The record is from RefSeq and is a predicted model, not a curated record. NCBI's taxonomy places the organism in Eukaryota, Viridiplantae, Streptophyta, Magnoliopsida, Malvales, Malvaceae. Gene Ontology annotation, molecular function: calcium ion binding; monooxygenase activity. The transcript has 7 exons. The coding region runs from base 81 to 779 and encodes 232 amino acids.
GGAUUGGAUUUGGAGGGCAGGCGGGUGUACAGUGUCUUGGUUUAUAUAAGAAGAGCAAGAAAAAUAGCAAUUAGAGAAAGAUGGAUAUUGCAACAGAGGCACCCAAAGCACCAUUGACAAGUGAAAGGAAGGUUAGAGCAGACCUUGAAGAAUAUAUACCCAAACCCUAUUUGGCAAGGGCAUUGGCUGCUCCAGAUGUGGAACAUCCACAUGGAACACCAGGGCAUGACAACCAUGGAAUGAGUGUUCUUCAGCAACAUGUUUCCUUUUUUGAUCAAGAUAAAGAUGGGAUUGUUUAUCCUUGGGAAACCUACACAGCUAUGAGAAAUCUUGGUUUCAAUCCAUUUUCAAGCCUUUUUAUUGCAAUCUGUAUCACUGUGGGAAUGAGUUAUCAAACUCUCCCGGGAUGGCUACCAAAUCUAUAUUUUCCCAUAUACAUAGAUAAAAUACACAAAUGCAAGCAUGGUAGUGAUUCUUCGACAUUUGACAAUGAAGGAAGGUUUAUGCCAAUGAACUUUGAGAAUAUAUUCAGUAAAUAUGCUCGAACUGAGCCCGACAAGUUAUCAUUCGGAGAAGUGUGGCACAUGACUGAGGCUAAUCGAAACUCGUAUGAUUUCAUUGGCUGGCUAAUGACAAAGGCAGAAUGGAUGCUUUUGUAUCUGCUUGCAACGGAUGAAAAUGGUUAUCUAUCAAAAGAAGCUGUCAGGGGAUGUUUUGAUGGGAGUUUGUUCGAGUAUGUUGCCAAAAUGAACAAGGCUGGGAAGAAUAAGGUUUACUGAGUGCAGGUUUAAUUUAUGUCACGAAGAUGUUAGAACUUGAGCCAAUUUUGUGCAACUGCAUGGGAAAUAAUAUUCAACUUGGUAUGGAGCACAAGUUGGCUGGCGCACUUGAAGAAAGAUGGAUGUCAUAAGAUUAGUAGUUAUUUUGUAUUGGGUUUUUUUAUUUUAUUAUAUUAGGUGAUUUAGUUAAUUAGGUUAUUAUUAUCUUUUGUUUUAUUUUAUUUUAGGAUUUUUAUCAUUUUAAUUAUUAUAUUUUGUAUCGUCUCUUAGACUUGAAUUAUUUUCUUCCUUUGUUUAAUACAAUUUUGACUUUCUCUUAA